AUGAGAAUCCAACGGCCUCUCCAUCUCCUACUAUCCCUCGUCUUCUUGGCAGCCGCAUUCUCAGCGGCCACCGUCGUAGAAAACGGAGGAACCACCAGUAGUGACGACAACACUGAUUUCAUACGGACGAGUUGCAACACCACGCUCUACCCGAAAGUCUGCUACAGUUCCCUCUCUCGGCACGCCAAUGCUGUCCAACAGAACCCUGGCCAGCUGGCUCGCGUCGCCAUAGCCGUUAGCCUCUUGAAGGUCCAAAGCGCAGCUUCCUACCUCUCCAACCUCACUCUCAAAGCCGGCAACUCGCCCGCUGCCAAGGAGGUCCAUGACUGCUUCUCGAAAUUAGACGACGCCGUCGACCAAAUCCGCGACUCACUGAAGCAGAUGCGGCAGAUAGGAUCCUCCGGCGUCGGCGCCGGUGAUGGCACCAGCUCGUUCCGAUUCCAGAUGAGCAACGUGCUGACGUGGAUGAGCGCGGCAAUCACCAACGAGGGGACGUGUAUGGACGGAUUAAACGACGUAUCGGAGGGUCCGGUGAAGACGGAUGUAUCCCGUCGGGUGACGAAGGUGAAGAAGAUAACAAGCAAUGCUUUGGCGCUUGCCAAUAGCUAUAGCAACAAGGGAAUGCCUUGA
This is a messenger RNA of Gastrolobium bilobum, 630 nucleotides long. Its product is annotated as 21 kDa protein-like. The coding region runs from base 1 to 630 and encodes 209 amino acids. Gene Ontology annotation, biological process: negative regulation of catalytic activity. Gene Ontology annotation, molecular function: enzyme inhibitor activity. Lineage: Eukaryota; Viridiplantae; Streptophyta; Magnoliopsida; Fabales; Fabaceae. The record is from RefSeq and is a predicted model, not a curated record. The transcript has a single exon.